CCAAGACUUCGUCUCUGCAAUUUUGUAGAUCCAAAAAACCCUAAGUCCCGUCAUGAAUUGUUAGGAUUUCAAAUCCCAGAGAUCGAAAACCCAUCACUGAUAUAACGACGACAAGAUGAUAAGAAGGAGAAUCUCUUCGAUUCUCUCGACUUCUCUGCUCAAUUCUUCGAUCCAUUCCGCCAAGCCCGUUUUCGCACCUCCCGCUCCUCUUCAAUGCCUUCGCUCCUUAAACCCUGCUCAAAAUCCUUACUGGACGAGCAACUCUCCGUCAUUUCAGGGGAUUAGGGCUUAUAGUUUGCUGAGCUUGAACGAUCUGAGAGACAAUGUGCCGAGGAAGCUCAGGACGAGGAAAGGGAGAGGUAUCGGGUCAGGCAAAGGGAAGACCGCGGGAAGAGGACACAAGGGUCAGAAGGCGAGAGGUACGAUGAAGUUCGGUUUCGAAGGUGGUCAGACUCCUUUGCGAAGAAGAAUGCCCAAACGUGGCUUUAAGAACGCCUUCAAGCUCCAUUUCCAGCCAGUUGGUCUAGGAAAGAUUGCGAAACUCAUAAAUGCCGGGAAGAUAGACUCUCACGAAUUGAUCACCAUGAAAACGCUCAAGGAUGCUGGAGCCAUAGGCAAACAAAUAGAAGACGGGGUAAGACUGAUGGGUCGAGGCUCUGAUGAGAUCAAAUGGCCGAUUCAUCUGGAGGUUUCGAGGGUGACGGUUAGGGCAAAAGAAGCAGUGGAGGCAGCCGGAGGAUCGGUGAGAAGAGUGUAUUACAACAAGUUGGGAUUAAGGGCAUUGCUGAAACCGGAGUGGUUCGAGAAGAAGGGGAGGUUGUUGCCAAAAGCGGCCAGACCGCCUCCUAAACAACAAGAUAAGGUCGAUAGCAUCGGCCGUUUACCUGCCCCGAGAAAACCCAUCCCCUUUUUCGCCGAGCAGAAGAACGCCGAGUCUCCUUCGGCUGCUUGAUUGUUCCAAGAGUUCCAAACGUUUCGGAGGUCUGUUUUAUGAGUUCCCGAGUUCUUCUUGGACAUGUUUUCUUGAACAGCAACAAUAACAACGUAUUUCUAGUUGAUUCAAUCGGUUGACAGUGACGAUA
This is a messenger RNA of Tarenaya hassleriana, 1082 nucleotides long. RefSeq names its product 50S ribosomal protein L15. Gene Ontology annotation, molecular function: structural constituent of ribosome. Lineage: Eukaryota; Viridiplantae; Streptophyta; Magnoliopsida; Brassicales; Cleomaceae. Gene Ontology annotation, biological process: translation. The record is from RefSeq and is a predicted model, not a curated record. Bases 116 to 952 code for a protein of 278 amino acids. Gene Ontology annotation, cellular component: mitochondrial large ribosomal subunit. The transcript has 4 exons.